CACGCUCUCCGCUGCUUGCCUGCGCAUUCCCCAUCAGCGGCUAAUCGUGGAGGGAAACGGAGUCUCUUCGCGUUCAAACACGCCGUUUUCAGUGUUUGCGGUUUAGUUUAUCCAACAUGAGCGUUUUAAAUCGCGGUGUGGAAGAAACGGACAGCUGAUUUGCGGAGGAAUCCGUGUUUUACUUGAAUAAAACACGCCGGUGGCAUAGAAAGUACGAAGGCGACGCGACCGUUGUUGCAACUUUGUUGCAGUCAGUACGCGUGUUUAAGUGACGAUCGCGUGUUUUACAGAAAACGUGUUUUACAGACUUUUGCGUUCGGGUUGUUUGAUGAUUUUGGAAUGCACAGACAAAUUCAUAAUUACGCGCGUUUGAAUUUCGGACGUUACAAGUUAUUUUAUUUGUGUUAGUAAGUUUCUCAGGACGGGCUGCAGCGGAGCGGACAGCGUUUCGCAUCUGGAGUUGAGUUUGUGAAGUUUUUUUUGCAGGGAUACUGAUGAAACUGGUGUGCCUUUGCGCGAUCGCGUGUUUAAAGUCAUGGACAACUUGGAUUUCAUUUCAUGUGCAAAGGAUUACUUCUGAAACGGCAAGAAGCUUCAAGAUCUUGUGUUUACAUCUCGUUGACUGAGUGGACUGCGCCGUUUGCACUUCAGAGUUCACUCGGCUGGUAACACAAACUGUACUUUUGAUAACCGUUGCCAUAAAGUAAACAUGCCGCAGCUUAACGGAGGUGGAGGAGAUGAGUUGGGGGCGAACGAUGAAAUGAUCCCAUUCAAGGAUGAGGGCGAACAAGAAGAGAAAAUCUCCGAAAACGUGUCGGCGGAAAGAGAUCUGGACGAUGUGAAGUCCUCGUUAGUGAACGAGUCGGAAAAUAACAGCAGUUCGUCCGAUUCGGAGCAAACCGAGAGGCGUCCUCAACCGAGAGCUGAUGAUGACAGUUAUGAGAAAGCCCGAGAGUAUUUUAGUGAAGCUUUGAGAAGACAUCAAGAUGGAGGAUUUUUUAAGAGCCCCCAUUAUUCAGGCUACCCGUUUCUAAUGAUUCCAGAUCUGUCCAAUCCUUACUUGUCCAACGGUGCUCUGUCUCCCAGCGCGAGAACGUAUCUGCAGAUGAAAUGGCCUCUACUGGACGUUCCAGGCACAGCAGCUCUCAAAGACUCACGAUCCCCGACUCCAGGACAUUUAUCUAAUAAGGUCCCAGUGGUCCAGCAUGCUCACAUGCACCCCCUGACCCCCCUCAUCACCUACAGCAAUGAACACUUCUCUCCAGGGACUCCUCCAUCCCACCUCUCCCCAGAGAUACUGGAUCCAAAGACAGGUAUUCCACGGACCCCACACCCAUCAGAGCUGUCCCCCUACUACCCUCUUUCACCAGGUGCCAUGGGGCAGAUCCCUCACCCUCUGGGGUGGCUUGUUCCACAACAGGGCCAACACAUGUACCCCAUCACUGCUGGUGGUUUCCGUCACCCUUACCCAGCUCUUGCCAUGAAUGCAUCCAUGUCCAGUUUGGUGUCGAGUCGCUUUUCCCCUCAUAUGGUUCCUCAUCAUCCUCACAGUCUUCAUCAGACAGGAAUUCCUCACCCAGCCAUCGUCUCUCCAGCUAUUAAACAAGAACCUAAUGGAGAACUCAGUCCAGCAGCUCACACGAAGUCUCCAUGCCAGACUAAGAAGGAAGAGGAGAAGAAGCCUCACAUAAAGAAGCCUCUGAAUGCAUUCAUGCUCUAUAUGAAAGAGAUGAGGGCUAAGGUUGUGGCCGAAUGCACGCUGAAAGAAAGUGCCGCCAUCAACCAGAUCUUGGGCCGCAGGUGGCAUUCUCUAUCUCGAGAUGAACAGGCCAAAUACUAUGAUCUGGCCAGGAAAGAGAGGCAGCUGCACUCUCAACUCUACCCUGGCUGGUCUGCCCGAGAUAACUACGGCAAGCGGAAGAAGAGGAAGAGAGAUAAUAAGACAGACUCAACUCCAGAGGAUUUCUCCCCACGGAAUAAGAAGCCGUGUGUACAGUACCUCCCUCAGGAGCAAAUGAUUGACAGCCCGGCCUCCUCCCACGGCAGCAUGCUGGACUCUCCAGCCACGCCCUCUGCGGCCCUGGCCUCGCCCGCUGCUCCUGCUCCCACUCAUUCGGAGCAGGCUCAGCCGCUGUCACUCACUACCAAACCUGACCGCCACCACCACCCUCAUUAUUCUCUUCUCUCCAAACCCUCUUCUUUAUCCUCAUCUACAUCAUCAGCAUCCUCCUCCUCCCAGCCUAGCAUCUCUCGACCUAUUAGCUCCUCGGGCCGUCAGUCAACUCCACCCCUUCUUUCUCGGCCAUUCCCCUUCGCUUCCUUGCAUGCUUCGCUGUUGUCCCCACCCUCCCCGUUCCAUCAUGCCGCCCUACAGUCCCAUCACGCAUUGUUCCAGUCUCAGCCGCUCUCUUUGGUAACCAAAUCGGCUGACUGACUCUUCUGAAGCAAUUCUCUCUUAAUCUCUUUUUAAAAAAUGCUGUAUAUUGCUUUUUACCUUUUGGAGAAAUAGAUGUCAGGUUAACGUUUUUGAUAAGUGAAAAGGAAAUAAAUAUUAUUGGUCAAUAUUUGAUCAUGUGCUUUUCUGUGUCUGUAUAAAACAAUGUAUUUUUUGUAAUGUCUACUUUGGAACUGGUUUCUUAUUUGAUGCAUUUAUUCAGUAAACUUGUGUAAAGAAUACAUGUAUUAAAAACUACUUUUAAAAGACGAGAAGGAACAAAAAACUUUACGCUUGCCUGUAUUAAUGGUAGUUUUGGAGUUUAAUUCCUAGUACUGGCAAUUUAUUAGACCUCUUUGCAAUGAUCCCACCCAUCCAUCCCCUCUACCCCAGUUUUGUAGUGUGUGAACUUGAUAAAUAAAACUUGUAAAUUGUUUCUAAAAAAGGAUGGCAUUGUCUUUCUGGUGUCACAUUUAUUAAUUAAACAGUUAUGUGGCAUGGAUGAUCAAAACUAUGCAUUAUCACAGAAUUUGUCUUGCUGAGAAAGUUCCAGGAUUGCCAGAAUUAGGGCCUGAAAAAGUCUUGGAAAUUUCUUGUCAAUAGAAAUAUUUCAAAGUGAAUUCUAAAAUAUUUAAUCAGCUAAAAAUUGGUCUUUGUGAGUGCAAUAAUAAUUAUUAUUACUUACAGUAUUCACAAACAACUGGAAAAGUCAUUAAAAAGUGGAAUGGAAAUUUGUGUAUUUUUAUAUUCUUACAUAUGAAAUGAAAUAAUUACAAUAUUAUAAUAAGUUACAAUAUUACAAUAUCAUUGCAAUAAGUUAUUACAAAAUCAUUACAAUAUGAGCCCUGUAUAUUCUUGUGUUAAAAGCAUAGAAAC
This is a messenger RNA of Myxocyprinus asiaticus (Chinese sucker), 3310 nucleotides long. It is a transcript of the gene tcf7l1b, whose product is annotated as transcription factor 7 like 1b. Gene Ontology annotation, molecular function: DNA-binding transcription factor activity, RNA polymerase II-specific; RNA polymerase II cis-regulatory region sequence-specific DNA binding. Gene Ontology annotation, biological process: canonical Wnt signaling pathway; regulation of transcription by RNA polymerase II; generation of neurons. Lineage: Eukaryota; Metazoa; Chordata; Actinopteri; Cypriniformes; Catostomidae. Bases 710 to 2434 code for a protein of 574 amino acids. The transcript is spliced from 12 exons. The record is from RefSeq and is a predicted model, not a curated record. Gene Ontology annotation, cellular component: beta-catenin-TCF complex.